GACAGCUCGCUGGAGCUGCGUUUCCAAAGGAGGAAAAAAAACAAAAAAGCUCAGCUCAGUUUUCUUUUUUCUUCCUUUUUUUCCCGCCCUCAUUCUCUUUGACGACAGUGAUAAAGAAAGCAGUUCAACCACGGGCCUGUUUUUGGAAUAAGAGAAGCAUUGCUGUUUUCUGACUUUGAGAGAAGAGAGAAGAGACUCCUCUGGAAUUUCCUAAGGAAUGUACACGGACGGCUCCGUUAUCGGGGCUUUGCAUUCUGCCGCCUGCGUGUAGGCUAUAAUGAUGCCAACUUUUCCACACUAGGGAAAUUCUGGGGAGUUCUGUUCUUUCAUCACUCUGGUCCGAGGCAGCGAUUGCAAUUAAUUAUUCCAAACAGGUGGGGGCAAAGGGCGGCACUAAUUUGAGUGGCGCGUCGGCGAGGUGAACCUGCAGCAGCGGGCAGCAUGCUGGCACUUGCGUGAGCACCAAAGCCUCGUGUCAUGAUCUCUUUCCUGAGAUGUCAACCACAGGAUGAGGCCUGAGCCAGGUCUCAGGAGAGAGAAUGUUCCAUGACUUUCACACCUUCGACCUCAAGCUCUUGAACUGUUGGAAAAGCUGCUUGAGUGCUGAAAGGCUGUGAAUACCCUGCAUCUGAGAAAUCAGACCAGACUGACUCACAGGGCUCUGUGAGCCAGUGCCACCGAGGCUGCCAAAGCAUGCUGGUGCCAAGCUGUCCCACCAUGCACAGAGCCAGACCCACGCUGCUGCUGCCGCUGCUGCUUGUCCAGGGUCUGCUCCUCCACCUCGCCGACGCUCAAACACCACCAAAGUUUUUAAGAACCCCCAAUGACCAAACAGGCGUGCAGGGAGGUGUGGCAUCCUUCAUCUGCCAAGCCACAGGAGAUCCACGGCCGAAGAUCGUGUGGAACAAGAAGGGGAAGAAAGUCAGCAACCAGAGAUUUGAGGUGAUUGAGUUCGACGACGGCUCUGGAUCAGUGCUAAGAAUUCAGCCUUUGCGCACGCCCCGAGACGAAGCCAUAUACGAAUGCGUCGCCUCCAACAGUGUUGGAGAGACGAGCGCUACCACGAGACUCACAGUUUUACGUGAGGACCAGCUGCCCCCUGGUUUCCCCACCAUAGACAUGGGCCCACAGUUGAAAGUGGUGGAGCGAACACGCACCGCCACAAUGCUCUGUGCUGCCAGUGGCAACCCAGACCCAGACAUCUCCUGGUUCAAAGACUUCCUCCCCGUCAACACCUCCAGCAACAAUGGACGCAUUAAACAGCUCAGAUCAGGUGGUACACCAAUAAGAGGAGCCCUCCAGAUAGAGCAGAGUGAAGAGUCCGACCAGGGGAAGUAUGAAUGUGUGGCAACCAACAACGAUGGAACCCGUUACUCUGCCCCGGCAAAUCUUUACGUCAGAGUACGCCGGGUGCCACCUCGAUUCUCCAUUCCACCGACAGACAAUGAGAUCAUGCCGGGCGGCAGUGUAAAUAUCACUUGUGUGGCAGUCGGCUCUCCCAUGCCGUAUGUGAAAUGGAUGCUGGGUGCCGAGGACCUCACUCCAGAGGACGACAUGCCCAUCGGACGGAACGUUUUGGAGCUCACGGACGUUCGCCAGUCAGCCAAUUACACAUGUGUGGCCAUGUCGACUCUUGGGGUGAUAGAGGCUGUAGCCCAGAUUACAGUAAAAGCUUUGCCCAAGGCUCCUGGCAUUCCUGUGGUGACGGAGCGCACGGCCACCAGCAUCACGUUGACCUGGGACUCUGGAAACCCCGAACCCGUGUCCUACUACAUCAUCCAACACAAGUCCAAGUACUCAGAGGACGUGUACAAGGAGAUCGACGGCGUGGCCACCACCAGGUACAGCGUGGGCGGCCUCAGCCCGUACUCAGACUACGAGUUCAGAGUGGUGGCGGUGAACAACAUCGGCCGAGGGCCGCCCAGCGAGGGCAUCGAAGCUAAAACAGCCGAACAAGCGCCGAGCACGGCGCCCAGGCAGGUCCGAGGUCACAUGAUGAGCGCCACCACGGCUGUUAUCCAGUGGGAUGAACCCGAGGAGGCCAACGGGCAGAUCAUGGGGUACAGGGUCUACUACACCAUGGACUCCACCCAGCACGUCAACGUCUGGGAGAAGCAGAUCGUCCGGGGGUCUAACUUCGUCACCAUCCAGAGCCUCAUCCCUAACAGGACGUACUACAUCAAGGUCUUGGCCUACACCUCAGUAGGAGACGGACCUCUUUCUCCAGACCUGCAGAUCAUUGCUAAGACUGGAGUUCCUUCCCAACCAACUGACUUCAAAGGAGAGGCCAAAUCAGAAACAAGCAUUUUGCUUUCAUGGAACGCUCCUCUUCAGACGGGACAAGAAAAUCAAGUCACUGGAUAUGAGCUCAUGUACAGAAAGAGAGAUGAAAAAGAAGAGAAACAAAUCAGCUUUGAGCCGACAACAACGUACCUACUGAAGGACUUGAAGCCCUUCACUACUUAUACUUUUCGGCUGGCAGCCCGUAGUAAACACGGAGUGGGAGCUUACACCAGCGAGAUCUCCGCGGAAACUCCACAGACACAACCCGCGGGCCCACCUCAGGAAGUCACGUGUUCUAGCCCCAGCUCCACCAACAUCCUGGUAAGUUGGCGGCCUCCCCCUGCGGAUUUACAAAAUGGGAUCAUAACGCAGUACGCCAUCCACUACACUCCGACUGAAGGGGAGGACACUGCUACUCGUCAAAUCGCCAGAAUUCCUCCGGAAAGCUUCCAGUACCUUUUGGAAAACUUGGAAAAAUGGACAGAGUACCGUGUGACAGUCACUGCUCACACAGAUGUUGGAGCAGGACCGGAGAGCCUGCCACAGAUCAUCCGCACAGAGGAGGAUGUUCCUAGCGGGCCACCUCGUAAAGUUGAGGUGGAGGCUGUCAACUCCUCAUCAAUUAAAGUGAUCUGGCGUUCACCGGUGCCCACCAAGCAGCACGGUCAGAUCCGAGGAUACCAGGUGCACUAUGUCAAGAUGGUUAAUGGGGAGCCCACAGGACAGCCAGUCAUCAAGGACAUCCUGAUUGAUGAUGCACAGUGGGAAUACGAUGAUUCAACCGAACAUGAAAUGAUCAUCACAGAGCUGCAGGCUGAGACCACGUACUCGGUCACAGUGGGAGCCUACACCACAAAGGGUGACGGCGCACGCAGCAAGCCCAAACUCGCCACCACCACUGGUGCAGUUCCAGAGAAACCUCGGCUUAUGGUCAGUACAACCAACAUGGGCACGGCUCUGCUCCAGUGGCACCCCCCAGCAAUAACCCACGGGCCCCUGCAAGGCUACCGCCUUCGCUUCGGCCGCAAGGAUGUGGAUCCGCUGACCGUCAUAGAGUUCCCGGAGCGGGAGAACCACUACACAACCAAAGAGAUUCAUAAGGGAGCCUCGUACACUUUUCGCCUUUCGGCACGCAACAAGGUGGGCUUCGGCGAAGAGACGGUCAAAGAAGUGACCACAAACGAGGAUGUUCCUAGUGGCUAUCCUCAGAACAUUAGAGCAGAGGGGGCCACCACCUCCACCAUUCAGGUCAGCUGGCAACCUGUUUUACUGGCAGAGCGAAAUGGCAAAAUAGUCAAAUACGCUCUGCAGUAUAAAGACAUCAAUAGCCCACGCAGUCCCUCCGAACUCUUCAUCACCGCCCCGGAGUCAACAGUCAUCCUGGAUGGCCUUAGGGCAGACACCACUUAUGAUAUUAAAAUGUGUGCCUUCACCAGCAAGGGCUCUGGUCCCUAUAGCCCAAGUGUCCAAUUCAGGACACAGCCCGUUGAUCAAGCAGUGUUUGCAAAAAAUUUCCACGUGAAAGCUGCUAUGAAGUCAUCCGUGUUACUGACGUGGGAAAUUCCAGAGACCUACAACCCAGCGCAACCUUUCACCAUCCUCUAUGAUAACGGACAAAGCGUGGAGGUGGAUGGGAGGUUAACACAGAAGUUAAUCACUGGCCUUCAACCGGAGACGCAGUACUCUUUCCUUUUGACCAACCGAGGCAACAGCGCCGGAGGUUUGCAGCAUCGCGUGUCCGCCAUGACGGCCCCAGACGUCCUCCGCACCAAGCCCUACCUGAUUGACAAAACCAACUCGGACGGCAUGGUGACCGUGGAGCUGCCGUCGGUGCAGACCUCUGAGAGAGUGAGGGGUUAUUACAUUGUUGUAGUACCUCUGAAGAAGCAGCGUACUGGGAAGUUUUUCAAACCCUGGGACAGCCCCGAUGAGAUGAACAUGGAGGAGCUGCUGAAAGAGAUAAACCGGACGAGCAGGGGCCUUCGGUUCCAGAGGCACGUCGACCCUAAAGCCUAUAUCACCGCGUACCUCAAAGACCUGCCCAAAGAGUUCACCCUCGGAGAUGGCAAGAUCUACGGGGACUUCGAAAACAAGCAACUCCUGAACGGCCAGGAAUACACCUUCUUUGUGCUCGCUGUUCUGGAAAUGUCUGAAAAUAUCAUGUACGCCACCAGCCCUUACUCGGACACCGUGGUUUCCGCCGGCAUCGACCCUCAGCCAAUCAUCGAUGAGGAGGAGGGCCUCAUCUGGGUGGUGGGCCCCGUGCUCGCCGUUGUUUUCAUCAUAUGCAUCGUCAUUGCCAUCCUCCUUUAUAAGAGAAAAAGAGCAGAAUCCGAAGCUAGAAAGGGUAGUCUCCCCAACAGCAAAGAAAUGCCGCUUCAUCAUCCCACCGACCCCGUCGAGCUCCGUCGUCUCAACUUCCAAACGCCCGGUUCAGGUGCGCCCAGUCACCCCAGUAACCUCCAUUUGUCAAGUAUGGCCAGCCACCCUCCCAUCCCCAUCAUGGACCUCACAGAUCAUCUGGAGCGCCUGAAAGCCAACGACAACCUCAAGUUUUCCCAGGAAUAUGAGUCCAUUGACCCUGGUCAGCAGUUCACAUGGGAGCAUUCCAACCUGGAGGUCAAUAAACCAAAGAACAGAUAUGCCAACGUGAUUGCCUACGACCACUCCAGAGUCCUACUCUCCGGUAUCGAUGGAAUCCCAGGGAGUGACUACAUCAAUGCCAACUACAUUGAUGGCUACAGGAAGCAGAACGCCUACAUCGCCACCCAAGGCGCUCUCCCAGAGACAUUCGGGGAGUUCUGGAGGAUGAUCUGGGAGCAGAGGAGCGCCAUCAUUGUUAUGAUGACCAAACUGGAGGAGAGAUCCAGGGUAAAAUGUGAUCAAUACUGGCCAACUAGAGGGACAGAGACGUACGGUCUCAUCCAAGUAACCCUGCUAGACACAGUAGAGCUGGCCACAUACUGUGUCAGGACAUUUGCACUUUUUAAAAACGGCUCCAGUGAGAAGAGAGAGGUGAGGCAGUUCCAGUUCACUGCGUGGCCAGACCACGGGGUACCGGAGCACCCCACUCCUUUCCUGGCCUUCCUGAGACGGGUGAAAGCGUGCAAUCCUCCAGACGCAGGGCCCAUGGUGGUGCACUGCAGCGCGGGGGUGGGUCGCACAGGCUGCUUCAUCGUGAUCGAUGCCAUGCUGGAACGCAACAAGCAUGAGAAGACUGUGGAUAUCUACGGGCACGUGACGCUAAUGCGUGCCCAGCGCAACUACAUGGUGCAGACAGAGGACCAGUACGUCUUCAUACACGACGCGCUCCUGGAGGCCGUCAACUGUGGCACCACCGAAGUGCCCGCCAGAAACCUCUACGCUUACAUCCAGAAACUGACUCAGAUAGAAGGCGGGGAGAACGUCACUGGCAUGGAGCUUGAGUUCAAGCGUUUAGCUAACACUAAAGCCCACACCUCACGAUUCAUCAGUGCCAACCUCCCCUGCAACAAGUUCAAGAACCGCCUUGUUAACAUAAUGCCAUACGAGUCUACACGAGUGUGUCUUCAGCCCAUCCGAGGAGUUGAGGGCUCCGAUUACAUCAAUGCCAGUUUCAUUGAUGGGUACAGGCAACAGAAAGCUUACAUUGCAACACAGGGACCACUGGCAGAGACCACAGAGGACUUCUGGAGAAUGCUCUGGGAGCACAAUUCCACUAUCGUCGUCAUGCUCACCAAGCUUAGAGAAAUGGGCAGGGAAAAAUGCCACCAGUACUGGCCAGCUGAGAGGUCGGCCAGAUACCAGUACUUUGUGGUGGACCCCAUGGCCGAGUACAACAUGCCCCAGUAUAUCCUGAGAGAAUUCAAAGUGACUGAUGCCAGGGAUGGACAGUCACGAACAGUAAGGCAGUUUCAGUUCACAGACUGGCCUGAACAAGGAGUGCCAAAAUCAGGAGAGGGUUUCAUCGACUUCAUCGGCCAAGUACAUAAAACAAAAGAGCAGUUUGGACAAGAUGGUCCGAUCUCUGUCCACUGUAGUGCGGGAGUUGGUAGAACUGGAGUUUUCAUCACCCUCAGCAUCGUCUUGGAACGAAUGAGAUACGAGGGCGUAGUAGACAUAUUUCAGACGGUGAAAAUGCUACGGACGCAAAGACCAGCGAUGGUGCAGACGGAGGAUCAAUACCAGUUCUGUUACCGAGCUGGAUUGGAGUACUUGGGAAGCUUUGAUCACUAUGCAACGUAAACGACCCAGUGUUGGAAGAUAAAAGCAGAGGGCCUUUUUGGAAAAAUAAAUCCCAGUGAGCCUCUCUUCUGAGCCAUAAAUUCUUGCUUGAGAAAGUACUCUUUAACUCCUUGCUAACAACUCAUUAAGUGUUGGAUGUGCGACAUGACUUGUCAAAAAAUGAAAAAAAGAUGAUUCCCAGAGGACCAAGUAUUUUCCAACCCUAUUAAAACCUUGCCUUGACACGGAGUGAGGGAAUCCUGACUGUUGAAGCAUCAUGUGGAAUUACCUUUUCUUUUGCUUCAAGGAUUCAUUUUGGGGUUCGUCAAAUCAACACGACAAAGCGUAAAUGAACAAUAGUGGCAUUGCCUGAAAGGCAUCAGUGAUUAUGAACCAUUACGAGAGGCAUCAGAGGCACACGUGACUUUGGGGAGGGGGAAAAACUUAAUGCACAUUGUAAAAAAAAAAAAAAAAAAAAAUCCGUUUCACAAUCAAGUUCACACAGACAACCCAUCGCAAAAGAAGACGAUGCUUGUUCCACAAGAGCAGGACAGACUUAAAGUAAUAACAAAUAAAUCCCCCUUUUCCUGUCACAAUGUUCAUUACCUAAAUUUGGGGGAGAGGGUAAAGUUAAAUAACAUAGAAAUUAUGAAAAAAAAAAUAUUGAUUUAGUUUUUUAGUACUUUAUUAUACAGCUGAUGUGCUUUUUUUGAACGGUGUGAAUUUCCUUUUUUUACACAUUAUCAUCACUUGGGGGGGAAAAGUGAUAAAACGUAAUUGUGUUUUUGGCAUUUUUGUUUGUUUGUUUUUAAAGCUGUCGAACUGUUCUAGCGUAUGGGCUGUUUUGCAGAGAAUCUCUCUGCUUUUUUUUUUUUUUUUUUCAUUUUUGAUUGUUUUCCCUCAUUUCGUUGCACUUGGUGCACAGAACAAAAAUUCACAGUACUAAAAGGUAAUUUAGUUCAAGAGUUUUCUGGUUUUGAGUUCUUUAUUUUAUUUCAUGUCCAUGAUCACAUACGUGGUGACUUUAUUACUCCCAUUAGAUAAACUGGGGCUUCGUGGAAUCAACAGGGAUGAGCAAAGUAUGAAGUUGCUGCUACCGAUUAUCUUAGUUCUUCCAUGUUAAAGUGAUGAUGAGAGAACCUGAUGAGAUUGAUGAGAUUAUAUGAAUAGAGAAAUGUAUGGUACAUAUUGUCAAAUGAAUGUGAAAUAUGUAAAUUAAAGUAUAAAUAUAACAUUCUAAAUAUAGAUAAAGUACAUAAUUUAUGAGUAAAAGGUAUAUUAAAUAUGGAUUCUCUUUGAAAGCUUUCAUAACGAGGGUUGUGUGCUGUGGGGAAAUGAAGAGAUUUUUCACUGGAAUGCACAUCAGUAGGACAAAACUGUAUUCUGAUUCAGUGCAUCUUUUCUCGUGCAAUAAUUGUGUGUUUUUUCGUAGAGUUUUACGUGGAUAUGUCACUCACCCAUGACAUGAUUAUCCCUCCCCACCACCAGGUGCCAGUCUCACCGUCACUGGUGCAUUUUUUUUUUGUUUUCCUCCCAAGUUCUCAUACAGUUUCUAAUUCGAGGCAGAGGGGUCACACAGCUCCACACAAUAGGGCAAGGUACGAAGACGUCACUUUCUGUUGGUUCUUCAAAGCAUUCGGUGGUAAUGACACUUCUGUUUCAUUUUGCAUUUAGAGUGCCUUAUAUUUAUGCCUGUUUUUAUAAUGUUUCAUUUAGCAUUAAUGUAUCCUUCAAGUAAUCUAGGCAUUUAUUGUCAGUGUAAGUGUAUAGUUUAUUUACGUCCAGUAUUCAUAUGUUACAUGAUGAGAUUAUAUAUGCAAAUAAGAACAUUUCAAGGUCUUUCUUUUUCAUUUUCAGUGGCCUUACAGUGGCUGGGUGAAUUCGAACAAAAACAGUUUAUACAUCGCAGACUACUACAGAAAACCGUCCAGAUGGCAAACAACGAUACUUCAUACAAGUACAUUUUUCAGACGGUGACAGGGACUUUAGGAUGCUGGCCUCAGUAUCGGUUCAUGAACACUAGCCCAAAAAAGUAAAAAAAAAAAAAAAAAAGAAGCUUUUAACCAAUUACUCCCAGAAUAUUGUUUAAUAAAAAAGGUAAAAAUAGCAAACUCAGAUUAUAAAACUGAUUUGCAUGAUGCACAGGUCAUCACCGAAGGGUUUCAUUUUCACACCUUUUGACUCGUGUCACGUAGGGCAGAUGUAUAGAAAAAUAUCCGUUCUCUUAUCCCGACAAUCCUAAACAGGGUGCCAUGCCCCCCUUCCUCCACAUUUUUUUUAAAGUUUUGUUUUUUUGCAUCUUAUAUGUUUGAGGUUUAAAUUACAUUUUCUUCCCGCCCUCAUCUUGAGCAGCAUUUCUACUUUGUACCCUCUCUGAUGGCUUCGUGGAUGUGCAUUCCAGGUGCUUUCUUUCCCUUAUUAACUCAAGCAGCUGUGGGUUUCUUCUACUGUCCACUGCUUUUCCUGAUUACGUUUGUCAUUGUUUUGAGAUAUAAAAGUGCUAUUAUUUAACUUAAUGGUGACUAAUGUGACAUUAUGUUCGAGUCUCAGAACAUGUUUAUUUUCUCAUCUGAUUUUUUUUUUCUUUAAAUUGAUUUUUCAUAUGCAUGGUAAAUCAUCGCAGAGUGGCCGAAUCUGGCCUGGUAGGAAGAUUUGCACUUUCUCUAUCUUUGUACUAUGCACUGCCCUAUUGAUUCUAAACCCUAUGAUAUAUUACUUGAACCCAUCUAUUAAAAAAAAAAAAGCUCAAAUGUUCACCUUAUGUGUAUGUAAAUAACACAAAAAAAGGCAUCGAACCCUUUGAAAAAUAAAAAAAAACAAGUAUGUGGCGAAAAAGAGCAUCCGUUCUGAUGCCAUGGUUACUCCAGCAGAUGACUUCAGAGGAAUCUGUCCCCCAACCAUCUGUUCUCGUGGCUUUGCCAUUCAAGCUUGGAGUGUCAUUUACAGAAAUAAACGUUGUGUUCUCUGCUCUCUCUAUCUAUCUCUCGUCUGGAUGCAUAGACUGAAAACUAAAUAAUAAAAUUGUAAAAAAAGAAGAAAAAAAAGAAAGAAAAA
Messenger RNA from Cololabis saira (Pacific saury), 9540 nucleotides. RefSeq names its product receptor-type tyrosine-protein phosphatase delta-like. Gene Ontology annotation, biological process: protein dephosphorylation. Lineage: Eukaryota; Metazoa; Chordata; Actinopteri; Beloniformes; Belonidae. The record is from RefSeq and is a predicted model, not a curated record. The coding region runs from base 694 to 6507 and encodes 1937 amino acids. The transcript has 43 exons. Gene Ontology annotation, molecular function: protein tyrosine phosphatase activity; protein binding.